Messenger RNA from Anastrepha obliqua, 2043 nucleotides. It is a transcript of the gene DNaseII, whose product is annotated as deoxyribonuclease-2-alpha. The transcript has 3 exons. The coding region runs from base 225 to 1346 and encodes 373 amino acids. NCBI's taxonomy places the organism in Eukaryota, Metazoa, Arthropoda, Insecta, Diptera, Tephritidae. Gene Ontology annotation, biological process: apoptotic DNA fragmentation. Gene Ontology annotation, molecular function: deoxyribonuclease II activity. The record is from RefSeq and is a predicted model, not a curated record.
UUGCUCGAUUACGUUUCAAGCGAUAAGUCUUUGUAUAGAAAUUAGCGAUGUUGGAGAUCUUAGUUUGAAGCGUAAAGCAGCUGUGAGCGGUCACUGCAAGAAAAGCUGUCGGUAAUUUUUAAGAAAUUGCAAAGUAAAUUUAAAACUAUCAGUUCUACCUUGAUUUAGUACAACAUUUACGAGCUUCUGUCAUUUCUGAGCGCACGACUAAUUGAAUAUUAGCAAUGAGUCGCAAUGUAUUGCUACUGCUUUUGCUGCCCUUCGUCUGCACCUUGGCGGCCAAGCGCGCAGCGUCAAAAGUAGUUUGUAAAGAUGAAGAUGGCGCGCCAGUGGAUUGGUUCUACAUGUACAAAUUGCCGCGCAUACACACCCAGUACGGCGCGAGACGCAAUAGCAGCGGUUUCAACUAUCUCUACAUCUCGAGCAGUAACUAUGAUGCCUGGCGUUUGUCAGCGCAUGAAGUCACCUCAACCGAAUCCAUGCCUGGCAAGCUACUGCAGCCACUGUUCGAUGACGAAAGCGUGCUGGUAAUCGCCUACAAUGACCAAAAGCCCAACAGCAAUUCGAGCACACCGAAGGCGCACGCCAAGGGCUUGCUAGCCACCGAUGGCGAGUCGGCAAUAUGGCUGGUGCAUUCAGUGCCCAGAUACCCAGAAAUACCAGUUUACAAAUACCCGCUCACAGGCGGACGCUACGGCCAGAGUUUUCUUUGUAUGUCUUUGCAAGACACCGAGGUGGAUAAGGUGGCCACACAGUUACGGUUAAUGGUGCCACUCAUUUACUAUACGCGCACACCGGAGGCGGUGCUUGCGCGCUUUCCCAUCUUGCAGCAAGUGGUGAAGGGUAAGUGGCAAAAGGAAGCGCCCUAUCAGAAUAAAGUCAAGCUGGAGACGGUUGAUGGCACGAAAUUCAAGUCGUUCGCGAAAAGCGGCAAAGCUGUAACGGAAUUGUAUGAGGAUGUCAUUGCGCCAGAAUUGGAUGUCAACCUACUAGUGGAGACUUGGCGCAAUGGUGGCGGUAAUUUAGCAACGAAUUGCACGAAGAAUGAGAAAGUCUUCAACAUAGAAGAAAUCACCGAACAGUCACUGCAAAUCUCAUUUAGCACCCAUUCUGAUCAUUCGAAAUGGGCUGUAUCACAGGAGAGUGGCUUUAAGCUCUGGCGUUGGCGCGUUGGUGGUGCGGAUUGGAUUUGUGUGGGCGACAUCAAUCGGCAACAAGAUCAACUGGUACGCGGUGGUGGCAGCGUAUGCCAGAAGAACAGCAAAGUUGCACAGCUUUAUCGGCAGCUGAUACAGGGUUAUGAACCAUGCCCAAGAAACAAGCGGGAAAGGGACGAAGUGAAUUAGCUCGUAAAUGGAGCAAAUUCUCAAAUUUGAUCGUACACAAACUUUGUGCAUUAGAUUUAAGUGCAUUAUUUACAAUUUUUUUUAAAUAAAUGCAUACACACAUGCAUACAUAUGUAUAGGGUUAUUCAAUAGGUGCGCUUCAACUUUUUUCCGAUAGGGAGGGCGAACGACGCAAUAUUUUUUAUUUUUCGCUUGUCAUUUGUAAACUUCAUUAGUAUACAUUUCAUCAUGGAACGCUACACACUUGAGCAACGAUUGCAAAUCGUGUAAAUUUUUUAUGAAAAUAAUCGCUCUAUUGCUGCUACUUUAAGAGCAUUACGGCCAUUUUACGGUCCAUUUAACAAGCCGUCCCGUUUUGGGGUUAUGUGAAGUCAUUGGUUUACAGUAACAAGCCGGCGACGAUUUGUGAGCUCAGAGCCAAUAUUGAACGCGAAAUUGCUGGAAUUUCGGCCGAUUUAUGCAAAAGAGUGGUCGAAAAUUGGGUUCAACGAUUGGACUUCGUAAAACGUGCACGCGGUGGUCAUGCAAAAGAAAUCGAAUUUCAUACUUAAAUGUUUAUGUUCAAACUCGAUAAUAAAAAAAAAUUAGUUAAAAAAGUCAAACCGUUUGUGUUUUAUUCAAAAAAGUUCAAAAGUUGAAGCGCUCUUACUGAAAACCCCUAUACAUGUACACCUAAGUGAAUGCACUCAACCAUAAA